UUUUGUUUUUGAAUCGGUUAUUGGCGGCAAAUCGUGAAAGUUGAAACUCGGAAUUAGGAUUACUCGAAAUUAUACUUUGCUCUUGCGAAAAUAAUGAGUUUUAAAAUGUAUAAUGCAACUGAACUUUGGCAGGUUGAAACAAGCUUACCUUCCAUAUCCACCUUUAGCCAAAGUCUUGAUAAAGUUAUCGGCAAUGAUGGACUGCAAUUAGGAUCACUAACAGAGUUAUUAGGCUUACCGGGAACUGGAAAAACUCAACUAUGUUUACAGCUCUGUUGUGCAAUUCAAAUACCAAAAGUAUUAGGAGGUUUAUGUUCUGAAGCACUUUAUAUAGACACUAAUACAAACUUUACAAUAUGCAGAUUUAGAGAAAUUCUAUUUGCAAGCUUAGCAAAAUGUCAAAGACUGCUGGAAACUUCAAUAUCAAUUAAUGAAGAGGAAGCAUUAAAGAAAUUGCAUUAUGUUAAUGCUUUUGGGCUUGAAAAGUUUUGUGCAUUUUUAUACCAAUUACCCAACUUUAUGAAGAGUAGACCAAAUAUCAAAAUUAUAGUGAUCGAUUCAAUAGCUUUUCCAUUUAAAGAGGGUAUAUCAUUGAAACAAAGGACUGGAUUACUAUACAGACUAAUGGCAGAUUUAAACAAAUUGGCAGUAGAAAACCAAAUUGCAGUUGUAAUUACUAAUGAAAUGACUACAAGAAUAGGUCUGUCAUCUGGCGCUAUAGUUGGGGCACUCGGCGAUGCUUGGGCGCAUCGAUGUAACAAACGUCUGCUGCUGUCUGCGCCUGAUCCACUUGAUAAUAUAAGACUAGCUGUGCUACUUAAAAGUAAUAAUUCUCCAGAAACUAUUGGCAAAUUUCAGAUAACACACGAGGGAAUUCGGGAUAUUGAUUAAAAAGCGACUGGAACAUACAUAGUUUUAUUAAUAAUGUAUUCAAAUAUAUAUAAUACAUCGUAAACAAAACUACAGCACCAAUAAAUAUCUCAUUUUCACAAAAAUAUCAAGCUUUUAUUUCUACAACAUCUCAACAGUUAUAUAAAGGCAGUUUCAUAUCGGAACUUAGCUUUGCAAGUGCAAUACAAACAUUCUUUCAUUUUGAAGUCUUAUUAUGCUUUUUCUUAAGAAACAAUAGCGAGUAACACCCGUUUGUAGUCUCCUUUCGUAUCAUCCUGCAAAAUAUUACAUUCAUAUCUGUUAUAGUACUAUUUGUAAACAUGCAUUGCUUAGAUAUAUGUAA
Molecule: messenger RNA, 1234 nt
Organism: Maniola jurtina (meadow brown)
Lineage: Eukaryota; Metazoa; Arthropoda; Insecta; Lepidoptera; Nymphalidae
Product: DNA repair protein RAD51 homolog 3-like
Exons: 8
Coding region: 94-891 (265 amino acids)
Biological process (GO): reciprocal meiotic recombination; meiotic DNA recombinase assembly; DNA repair
Cellular component (GO): Rad51B-Rad51C-Rad51D-XRCC2 complex; Rad51C-XRCC3 complex; replication fork
Molecular function (GO): ATP binding; four-way junction DNA binding; ATP hydrolysis activity
Source: RefSeq, a predicted model, not a curated record